This is a messenger RNA of Xenopus tropicalis (tropical clawed frog), 2206 nucleotides long. It is a transcript of the gene zranb2, whose product is annotated as zinc finger RANBP2-type containing 2. Gene Ontology annotation, molecular function: lipopolysaccharide binding; lipid antigen binding. The record is from RefSeq and is a predicted model, not a curated record. Gene Ontology annotation, cellular component: nucleus. The coding region runs from base 177 to 1244 and encodes 355 amino acids. Lineage: Eukaryota; Metazoa; Chordata; Amphibia; Anura; Pipidae. The transcript is spliced from 11 exons. Gene Ontology annotation, biological process: RNA processing.
CGUACUACGCAGCUUCCGGCUAUUACUCACACGCCGCACAUUCAAGACGAGGCUUGAGAUAUUUGGGGUGGCCAAGGCAGUGCCAGUGUCCAGUCAUCUACAAAUUACAUCGGCAUAGUUGUUGAGGGCGCCUUAGCGCUGGGUCCUGCUUUACAGAGGGUACUGUGGCUGCCAAGAUGUCGACGAAAAAUUUUCGUGUCAGCGACGGUGAUUGGAUUUGUCCGGAUAAAAAGUGCGGGAAUGUAAACUUUGCCAGACGAACCAGUUGCAACAGAUGCGGACGAGAAAAAACAACUGACGCUAAAAUGAUGAAAGCUGGAGGAACUGAAAUAGGAAAAACCUUAGCUGAGAAAAGCCGUGGAUUGUUUAGUGCUAAUGACUGGCAAUGCAAGACAUGCGGAAAUGUAAAUUGGGCCAGAAGAUCAGAAUGUAAUAUGUGCAAUACACCAAAGUAUGCAAAACUAGAGGAAAGAACAGGUUAUGGAGGAGGUUUUAAUGAGCGUGAAAAUGUAGAAUAUAUAGAACGUGAGGAAUCUGAUGGAGAGUAUGAUGAGUUUGGCCGGAAAAAGAAAAAAUACAGAGGGAAACCCGCUGUGCCCAAAUCAAUUUUAAAGGGCGAUGAAAAAGAAUCAGAAGGUGAAGAAGAGGAGGAUGAAGAUCUUUCAAAGUAUAAACUUGAUGAUGACGAAGAGGAGGAGGAGGAGGAGAAGGAGAAGGAGAAGGAUAAGAAGAAGGAGGAGGAGGAGGAGGAGGAUGAUGAUGAUGAUGAGGAAGAUGAUGAUGAUGGUGAUCUGUCAAAAUAUAACCUUGCGAGUGAAGAUGAAGAUGAUAGUAAAAAUAAGAAAUCCACACAUAGCAGUAGAUCUAAAUCCCGAUCUCAUUCCAGAUCUUCACGCUCCUCUUCCCAAAGCUCAAGGUCUAGGUCCAGAUCCCGGUCAAGAAGUUCUUCCAGUUCCAGAUCAAGAUCACGUUCAAGUUCAAGAGAGUACUCUAGAUCUCCUGGGUCGAAAUCAAGAUCCAGCUCCAGAUCACACAGGGGAUCUUCAUCCCCGAGAAAAAGAUCUUAUGCAAGCUCUCGAUCAUCUUCAUCUCCAGAGAGGGGCAAGAAGAGAAGUCGCUCUAGAUCCUCAUCUGGUGACCGCAAAAAAAAGAGAUCAAGAUCACGGUCAACAGAAAGACGCCGUGGGUCAUCAUCCGGAUCAUCUCACUCUGGCUCCCGUUCUUCAAGUUCCAAAAAGAAAUAAAUUAUUUUUAGGAACAGUGGCUAUCCAAGUGCAUUGCAUGAGGCAGACUUUAAAAAAAAUAAAAAACAUCAAGAUGAGAACUUAAUUAAGAAGAACAAUUAAUAUUAGAGGUGCAUGUCUUUGUGCUUCUCCAGUUACAGCAUUAGUGAGGUCCUAAUUUAAAAUUAGCAUUUUAAGCCGUAAGACACAGAAACUUAAAAUAUUAUCAUUAAUGCUUGGAUGAUGUUUGUCACCUAUUGUGCUGCAAUAUAUAUAUAUAUAUUUUUUUUUUAAUAAGUAAUAACUCUCUGAUCUAGUUUCUUGGAAUUCUUCCCAUUUUAAAUAAAUGCGUUCUUUUUCCAUUACUGCUGAAAUGGAAGAAGUUGUAUUUGAUCAUGUCACCCUAUUCUUAUGGCUUAAAAUGCAAAGUAUUACAAAAUAAAUCUUGUGUUAGAGAAAAAUGUUCACUUUCUUCAUUAGUAUUACAAGGUAAGUAUUAGGUAUUGGAAGCAAUCCUAGCAUAUCUAAAAUGCCGCAACUAGUAAACUUCUUAACUGAGAAUGUAACAGUACCAUAGUUAAAUUCAAUUCUAACUAUUUAAAUACCAGAUACAAUUAUUUGGGUUCAAAUUGGCUUUGCUUUCAAGUCUCUCUAUUCAUCAGUUUACUUAAUAAGAAAUGUCUUUAGUUCUGUACUUUUUUCCUGAAUGUACUGUUUUUCAAACUGUAAUCGUAAUUGUGCCUAUUGCAGUUUCAACGCUACUAUUUAAAUAUGUGCAAAACUUCUUAACCAGAUGUUAGAAGUUAGUCUGUUCUUCUUAGUAUACAAAACUGUUCUGACAAGGUGAGAAUUUUUUAUCAUUUAGCAGUAAGCAAAUAAGAGCGUUUGUUCUGAAACAAAUUAUUUUUGUUUAGAUAACGUAUAGUACAGUUUAGAGGAUUUACUGUAGUUAUGUGUAAAUAAAAACUGACCUGUGCAAUUGC